This is a messenger RNA of Cylindrotheca closterium, 699 nucleotides long. The record is from the annotation of a GenBank genome assembly. Lineage: Eukaryota; Bacillariophyta; Bacillariophyceae; Bacillariales; Bacillariaceae.
AUGACAAGCUCCACCUCUAACGAACCGGUCUCCAAGAAACCAAAGUUGACUCCGACCUCCAUCAAGGUCUACUACUGGAACAUGGCCUUUUGGAGGGCUGACGCCUUGAGAGCUGCCUUGUAUCUUCAAGGUAUCCCCUUUGACAACGUCACUGACAAGACUGAGAUGGACGAGCUGAAGGCUCAGAAGAAGGUUCCUUUUGGUGCCUUUCCUGUUAUGGAAAUCGAUGGAAAGAUUCUCUCGCAAACUCAAGCUUGCGCCACUUUUGUUGGCAAAUUAGGUGACAUGUACCCAAGCAACGAUGAUCCUUUUGCCCAAGCCAAUUGCGAUGAAAUCAUCAAUGGGUGUACCGAUGUCACUGACACGGUUUCUAGCACCUUCCGUGCGGAAGACAAAAAGUCAGCUCGUGAAAAGCUCAUGGACCCCAAGGAUGGACGUCUCUACAUGCACUUGAACGGACUCAACUCUGUUGUGUGCAAGGAUGGUAGUGAAUUCGCUUGUGGAAAAGAUAGUGAGUUGACGGUCGCUGACUUGUGCGUCUGGCGCUUGUACAACUGGUUCUACAAUGGAACCAUUGACCAUAUCCCCAUUGACUGGAUCGGGACAUCUUUCCCCAACCUCAAGACGAUCUACGACAACGUGGAGAGUAAUGAAAAGAUCCAAGCCUUCAAGAAGGAAUACUACCCAGACAAGAAGUAA